AUGGAGGAUUCGAUGAGGAAAAAGCGACUUUCACCUACAUCUUUGGUGAUUUGGAAGACAAUUGGAGGAAUUGAAAGUGGAAAAGUUUUACAAGUAUUAUUUGAUUCAGGAGGAUCGCAUACGAUGAUCAAUGCAAGGGCGAUUCCUAAAGAUGCUAAGGUACAAAGUAUUCAAAAUGCGAAGAAGUGUACUACUGUUGCUGGUGAUUUCGUUUCUGACAAAUGUGUGAAAUUGCGGGACGGAGUCUUUCCCGAAUUUGACAAACACCGCAGAAUCGCAGGUGUCGACGGUGUCAAGGCGAAUGUCUUCGAUUCGCCAACGUGUCCACAUGACGUCAUAAUCGGACGCGACCUUCUACACGAAAUGGGCUUGGAUAUCCAAUUUUCAAACGGACAAGUCAAAUGGAUAGACAAGUUCAUUCCAAUGAAGGCUCCAGAUCAUUGGCAAAAUCACACCAACUACUCAAUGGCAUUGGAUUGCGAUGUUUUAGAUAUCUACGAUGAUAAUGAUGCUGAUGAUGCCUUUAUCAUGGAUGCGAAAUAUGAAGCUACUUCAGGUGCUGAAGUUGCUGACAAGCAACAACAUCUAACUGAAGAUCAGCGCAAACUUUUGGCUCAAGCGUUGAAAAAUACAGACGAGAUUUUCGAUGGUCAACUCGGCCAUUACAAGCAUGAGAAGGUUCACUUGGAGCUCAUUGAGAAUGCGCAACCCGUCUUUUCAAAAGCGUAUUCUGUGCCGAAACAACAUGAACCUGCAUUUCUCAAAGAAUUGAAACAUCUACAAGAAAUUGGAGUUCUGGAACAAACAGGCCCGUCAGAAUGGGCGUCGCCAACAUUCAUCAUUCCAAAGAAGGACGGUAGGGUGCGAUGGAUCAGCGAUCUCAGACAGCUGAACAAGAAUAUCAAGCGUAAAGUAUACCCCUUACCUUUG
This is a messenger RNA of Cylindrotheca closterium, 930 nucleotides long. The record is from the annotation of a GenBank genome assembly. NCBI's taxonomy places the organism in Eukaryota, Bacillariophyta, Bacillariophyceae, Bacillariales, Bacillariaceae.